UUGGUAGCUUAUGUCGGGUCCUAGGCUACGGAGAAGGUGUCAAGGAUUUAAAAUUAUAUCCUGUCGUCGUCGACAAGUCCUCGUUUCUCCGAGGAGAUGGGAGAUGUCACUGAGGAGGCGUUGCUGAGCUACAUUUAUUCUGUAGGUGGUAGAGUUAAAAACGCAGAUAUAUUAAAAAAGUAUAAACCCUUCAUAAGCCAUAACGACCUGGAACUGCGGGCAAAAUACAGAGAGGAGUUCAAAGCCAUCAUCGACCGCAUCGCAGUGGUGAAAUCAGAGAAUGGAGAGAAAUAUCUGGUGUUGAAGAAGCGCUAUCGGCAACAGCUUCAGGACAAGGAGAGACAUGAUGGUCAAACAUCACCGGCCACCUCCUCCUCCACCACCUCCUCCUCCUCCUCCUCUCCAGACGAAGAGAGGACCUCCUCCUCCGCAGGUCUCUCCUCUCAGGAGGAGCAGCAGAGCCCGGCCUGCGAUGGGGAGGGCCGUCUGGGUCAGGCAGACUCGAAGGAGGAGGAGAGGUCGAGAGCCGCUGCGGCUGUGGCCUGGGACGCACCCACAGUCACCAUCACCGUGACUGAUGAGCAGGAAGGAAACUCAGAUUCAGGUGUGGAGAGGGAGACGGGCAGCCUGAGCGCUCAGGUGACCCCAGAGGUCACGGACGCCGAGGACGAGGUAGACAAGGAGUCAGGCUCAAAGUCAGACCAGGAGUCAGAUCACGAAGAGGAAUGUGGGGAUCACUCUGUAGCGCUGGACCCUGUGGAGAAGGAGUGGCUGUACUCGGCGGCCUGCGCUCAACUCUCCCACCUCACACACCUGCUGGAGAUGGAGCCCUCACUAGCCAAUAAGAAGGAUUUCACCUCGUUCACGGCUCUGCACUGGGCCGCUAAGCACGGCAAGGAGGACAUGACCAGAGCCAUACUGGACGCAGGGGCAGACGUCAACUCUAGAGCUGGCUACACUCCUCUUCACAUCGCCGCCUUGCAUGGCCAUCGACACAUCAUGGACUUGCUCAUAGGAACCUAUGGAGCAAAGGAGAACCUGCGGGACUACAGCGGACAUUUUGCCAACUUCUACGUUAGCGUAAGAGACUCGACGGAGGAGGAUACUGUUCUACACGUCCCGGAGUGUCACGGCAUGGCGCAGGUGAGCGAGCGUAAGAACAGGAAGUUGGUGUCGUUGUUCCACUCCAAGAAGAAGUGGGGCUCCGCGGAGGACCUGGCCCCCAUCGCAGAGGAGCGCAGCAGCGCCAGCGCCACGCCCCACCAGCUCAUGCUGCCCGCCUUCCGGCCCAGGAAGUUCUCCCGCUAAUAGAGCUCGAAAGUGACAUCAUAUCCUCAGCAUCCCAGGAAGUUCUCACGCUAAUAAAGCUCGAACGUGAUGUCAUAUCCUCUGCAUCCCAGGAAGUUCUAUUGCUAUUACAUUCAAAUUUGCAAAAACCAUAAUGUUCAACUUAAUACCAAUACUUCACAGGCCCUUUUCUCAGUUUCACUGUUCAGUUUCAGUGUACCGCACUUUGUCUUUGUAGGGCAGAAUAAUCCAGGAUCAACCCGCCGGCCAGCAGCCCACAUCAAAGUACAAAGUACUACUACUACUACGACACACACACAAACACACACACACACAUACACAAACACACACACACACACACACAUACACACACACACACACACACACACACACACACACACACACGUUUGGAGGAUGUACUCCCAACACGACAAAUCACUGGUGUGCGUACAUUGACCCAUAGUCUUCCUCACACCCAGUAUUAGUUUGUCAGUUCAGAGACACUAACUGAUUUUUAUUAUUAUUUCAAAUAAAACUUUAAGUUCAGAAACAUAUCACAUCAAAGUACCACACACACUUGUAUGAUGUAUUCCCUCAUAGACGUACCAUAUAAAAACCAAGUAAUACCAUAUACUGUACAUCCAGUACUAGCUCGUUAGUUCGUUAGUUCAGAGUUCGGUAUCAUGCAACAUUAACUGGGUAGUUCUGUAAUAAUUCAACUUUGAAUUAUUGAAGAUGUGGGAAUGUCUACAGCAAACUGAUCUGUGCCAAAUCUAUGCCUUUUAUAUUGAUCAGCUGUUACGCCAUGGUCCUCAGGACUUUGCAGAUAAACAAAAUGGCUGAACAAAAUCCACACAGAUUUCAAUGCCUUGUCUUGGAUGUCUAACACCCAGUAAUAUAUAUAUAUAUAUAUAU
Molecule: messenger RNA, 2202 nt
Organism: Engraulis encrasicolus (European anchovy)
Lineage: Eukaryota; Metazoa; Chordata; Actinopteri; Clupeiformes; Engraulidae
Product: ankyrin repeat domain-containing protein SOWAHA
Exons: 12
Coding region: 97-1308 (403 amino acids)
Molecular function (GO): protein binding
Source: RefSeq, a predicted model, not a curated record